Messenger RNA from Cucurbitaria berberidis CBS 394.84, 1848 nucleotides. RefSeq lists its product as uncharacterized. The coding region runs from base 1 to 1848 and encodes 615 amino acids. Gene Ontology annotation, biological process: regulation of transcription by RNA polymerase II. Gene Ontology annotation, molecular function: RNA polymerase II cis-regulatory region sequence-specific DNA binding; DNA-binding transcription factor activity, RNA polymerase II-specific; protein dimerization activity. Lineage: Eukaryota; Fungi; Ascomycota; Dothideomycetes; Pleosporales; Cucurbitariaceae. The transcript has 2 exons. The record is from RefSeq and is a predicted model, not a curated record.
AUGCAUCUUCUCAACACGUCGACACUGAGGCUGGAGGACUUUGUUAUAGCUACCCCUGAUAUAUGCCAUUCCAUCGCUCGCGUAGGUGAUGAUGAGGUCACGUUUAACGAAAUCAAUUUGCCAAACGGCAAAGGUAUGGGAAGGCGCAACCGACGGUUCGGCGCGAGUCGGCUCGGCGGUCGCGGUCGCAAUCGCAGACAUGUGAACAUGGGAACUUGCCCAGGGCCAUGCCAUGGUGCGCGCAACACGUCAAACGACGACUCCUCCCCCACCGUCUCUCCCACGAUCACGCCUGAAGAUACUUGGACAACGCCUGAUGGGGAUGCAAAUGCAGAUGCGGAUGCGACUGCUUACAGGCACCGCUAUCCCCCCUCGCCCGAACAAUCACUUCACCUUCAGCAACCACUGACCGCAAUCCGCACCACCUCUCGACCUUCUGCCCCAGCACCACCUCACGCAGCCAAGGUGGAGACGUUGUCGCUUCAGCCGUUCGCGGGGCUUGCGGGUGCUACGGCCACACGUCCCGCCAUGGACGACAAGGACCCGCCGCCAUUUGGCUACACCUUCAGUGACUUCUUCGAGGGCGCCCCGUCGACGUUAGACAGCACGGGGCAGUCGUUGCUCACUGACAUGGAAAACCAGUCCCUCGCCGACUUCUUCUCAAGUACCGACCCGUUCCAUCUAGCCGACCCGCAACCCUUUGCUUCCGCCACAGAUACAAAGGAUAUCGCACACGACUACAACCACUGGGAAUCCUUCAUAGCUCCCGCCACAGUUCACGGCGUGACUACCACCAUCCCAGACUACGCACACCUCCAUUAUGGUUAUCAGAGCGACCAGAGCUUUGCGCAGCCGUCCUUGCCUACGCAUGACGAUCUACAGGCAGCCUCGACCCUCUUCAACAACUCCCAGCCUUCGUAUUCCAACGGCAGGUCACUCAGUUUUAAUGCCCUGCCACCCUCAAAUAGAACCGCGACCACGACCACCAACGGCGCUUCAGACUCGAGCAAACCCCCCGUACCCAUGGUUGUCACAUCGCAUGGCUUAAUUAAUGAGCAACUGGCGGCCUUGAUACCGAAUCAUUCUGAGGAAGGCACUCUGGACGCGCAGCUUGCGGCAGAGUGGGCUGCUAGCAAUGCUCAACAGCAACACGAGGCCGAAUUUGGCCCUCUAUUGCAUAAACCCAGCUUAAAAAGGUCCUACACCUUUGGCACAGACAACUCGUUCAACAGCCCCUCUGGCUAUUCAGCACCAAGUGGCCAAGAAUCUGAAGAGCAAAUAACACGACGUUUAAUACGCGGAGUGAUGCACACCCAGCCCAUUCCUCAAGUGAUGACACGCGUCGAGAGACCGGCUACUAGUCCCACUGGGCAUGGCCACCUGUCGUCUGUGCUUGCCGAUAACCAAAGCGACGACGAGCAGUCAGAGGAGCCUAGCUCAGAAGAGGAGGAGGGCGACCGGCCAGUCAAGAAGCGGAGAAGGAGCAAGUUUCCAGUUGGGAAAGAGAGCCCACGGAAAACCGCGCGUAAUGGCAAGAAUCCCAAAGCAUCUCCCGCCGACGAGAGUAGCAAGAAGAAGCGGUCGUCCGCCGCCGCCGCAAAGUUGCAACGCGAAAACCUGACCGAGGCACAAAAGCGCAGCAAUCACAUUCUCUCUGAACAGAAGCGCCGCAAUCUUAUCAAGCGAGGAUUCGAGGACCUGCAUGACCUCGUGCCAGAGAUCCGCAACGGAGGUUUGAGCAAGAGUAGCGUCCUAACAGAGGCUGCAAACUUCUUGGAGAAACUCAUCCAAGAUAAUAAUUCUUUCUGGAGCCUCGCCAGUAAUGCUCCAGUGACGGCCUCGGGUUGA